Messenger RNA from Strongyloides ratti, 3414 nucleotides. Its product is annotated as Sterile20-like kinase. The record is from RefSeq and is a predicted model, not a curated record. The coding region runs from base 1 to 3414 and encodes 1137 amino acids. Lineage: Eukaryota; Metazoa; Nematoda; Chromadorea; Rhabditida; Strongyloididae. The transcript is spliced from 3 exons. Gene Ontology annotation, biological process: protein phosphorylation. Gene Ontology annotation, molecular function: ATP binding; protein serine/threonine kinase activity.
AUGUCAUUAUUUGGUAAAGUUAAAAACUUUUUUCGUCAACCAAUAAAUACAGAGAUAGGUAACAAAUUUUUACCAGAAAUUGUUCAAAUUGGAGUAACAUCAGAUAUAGAAUGGACAAAAAUUGGUGAACUUGGUGAUGGUGCUUUUGGAAAAGUAGAAAAAGUUGAAAAUAUUAAAAAUCCAAAAUUAUUGGCAGCCGCAAAACAUAUUGAAUUUGAAGAUGGUGAGGAUAUAGAUGAUUAUAUUACAGAAGUUGAAAUAUUAGAAACAUGUAAACAUGAAAAUAUUGUAAAAUUAUUAGCAUGUUAUUAUCAAAAAAACCAAUUAUCUAUUCUUCUUGAAUUUUGUAGUGGUGGAGCAAUUGAUAAUAUAAUGUUAGAACUUAAUAGAUCUUUAACUGAAAAACAAAUAUCAUAUGUAACUCAUUAUACAUGUGUUGGAUUGAAUCAUCUUCAUAAAAAUAAUGUUAUACAUCGUGAUAUGAAAGCUGGAAAUAUUUUAUUAACGGGAGAUGGUGUCGUAAAAUUGGCAGAUUUUGGUGUAUCAACAAUUUUGAAAAGUAAAGAAUCACGUUCAGAUUCAUUUAUUGGAACUCCAUAUUGGAUGGCUCCAGAAGUUAUUAUUUGUGAAACAUUUAAAGAUUCACCUUACAAUUAUCUUGCUGAUAUUUGGUCAUUAGGAAUUACAUGUAUUGAAAUGGCUCAAUGUGAUCCACCUUUUCAUAAUAUGUCUCCACCAAGAGUUUUAUUAAAAAUUCAAAAAUCUGAUCCACCUACACUUGAUAAUCCAGAUAAAUGGUCUAAUUUAUUUGUUGAUUUUUUAACAAAAUGUUUGCAAAAAAUUCCAGAAAAUAGACAACCAUGUGAUAUUUUAUUAAGUCAUCCUUUUAUAAAAGAAUCAACAUCAAAGAAAUUAAUUUUUGAUUUAUUAGCUGAAAUUAAUGCUACAGUACAGGAAGAAAUUAUUGAUGAAGAAUCUGAAAAAAUUAGCAAUGAUAGUAAUUCUAUUGUUGAGGAAGAUGUAAAUGAAGGUCAUGAAGAUGAAAAGAAAAAUAUAAAUAACUUUAUUGAAGAACCAGUUAAUGGACAAUUCGGUAAAACAAGAAAAGCACCAUUACCUCCUACAAUUUAUGAAUUUGAUGAGGAUAAUUCAGAUGAGUUAGUAUUUAAUCAUAACACUUCAACAUCAUCAAAUGAAGUACAUGACCAAUCACCGGUUAGAGAUGUCAUAAACGAUCAAGAUCAAGAAAAUAUUAAUACAGAUGUUGAAGCUAUUGAAAUUUUAGAUAGUUUGUGUGAUACAUUAAAUAAAGAAUAUGGUGAACAAAGUCUUUCUAAAGUAUCAUACCCAUCUGUAUCAUCUAUGACUAAUAGUUAUAAAUAUUCAAAAGAUAAUGAUGCUAUGUAUUAUUAUAGUGAUGAAGAAUUUGAUAAUGAUAUAUGUAAUACAAAAGAAGAAAUAAUAUCAAAUAAUGAAAAUUGCAAAGUACCUCGUCCUUCUAUUGAAGCAAUUCCACAUGGAUUAGUUGCUAAAAAUAUUGAGACUGUUGGAAAUGAAAUUAAAUUUGAUAAAUCAUUACUUCGAGCUAAUCAUUUAAGAGAAAGUCGAAAAAAAGAAGACUUAGACAAAUUAAUAUCAUCAGCAAAAGUUUCGCAAAUUGCUGCCAGUUUUAAAGUAGUCCCACCAAAAGAACCUGAAUGUACAACAUUAGAAUUAAGAGGACCUAGUAAUAAAAUUUCUCCUAUUGAAAUAGAAAAUAUUACUAAUUCUAAGGAAGGUAGUAUAGAUCAUAAUAUAAAUAAAUUAAAUGAAGAUGAUAAUGAUAAUGAUUCUGUAUCUACUUUAGCAACUAAUGCACCACCAGAACCUCCAGUUGAUUAUAAUGAAGAACAGUAUUGUAAAGAAUUAAAAAUAUUGCAAAGAUCUGAAGAUAUAUUAGAAGAAAAUAAAUUGUUAAAUGAUAUCAAUAUAAAUAAAAAUGUUGAAUCUUCAUUAUCAAAAGAAAGUGAAAAGUAUGAUGAAUAUUCUAAUGGAACGGUAGUUUAUGAAAAUGAUCAAAUGUCAAAUGUUUCUGUAUCAAUUGAUAAUAAAGAAAAUUCUAAGAAUAAUUUUGAUUUUGUAAGAAAUAAAAAUAGAAAAACAAUUUCAAAAAAGACACGUACAUUUAUUGUUGAUGGAGUUGAAGUUACUUCUACAACUAUGACUGUUCUUGGUAGAAAUGGUGCUGAUGAAAUAAGAAAACGUCAAUUAAGAGAACUUAAAAAAGCACAACGUUUUGAAUCAAGACAAACAGCUGAAUUAACAAGACAUACAGAACAAAUUAAAGAACAACAAGAAAGAAAAUUUGAAAAUGAAAAAUUAAAAUUAAUUGCACAGUAUGAUGGUGAACUUGAAGCAUUAUCCAAAUUACAAAAGAAAAAGAUGGAAGAACUUGAAAAAUUACAAGAAGAAGAUGUUAGAUUAUUUUGUAAAAAAAUUAAAAGUGAGCAAGAACGUGAUUAUAAAUUAUUUAAAGAAUCUCUUAAACAUGAACAAAAAUUACUUAAACAGGAAAUGGAUGUAAUACAUCGUAGUCAUCGGAAGGAUGUUUAUCGUCAAAGAAAAGAAAUUCUUGAUAAAGAACAAGAAAAUCGUGAAAUAAGAUUUUUAUCUGAAAUGGAUAAUAAUCAUAAAACUUCAAUUAAUAGAUUACAAACAAAACAUAAAGAAAAAAAUGCUCUUAUGGAAAAACAAUUUUUAGAACAAAGGCAUGACCUCAUUAGAUGUAGAGAGAAUGCUCUUUGGGAGUUAAUGGAAAGACAACUUGAAGAAAGGCAUAUAUUAUAUAAACAUCAAUUACAAGAACAAUAUUAUGUUAGAAGAGCAAAUAUGAUUAGACGUCAUGGAAUUGAGCGUGAUUUUAUUAAUACAAUUCAUCAAAAUAUUGAAGAAGCAAUGUAUAAAGAUAUUAUAUUAGGUCAAAAAAAGAUGCCUAAAACAUUAAAAGCAGAAAGUAGAACAAGAAUUGCUAUGUUUAAAGAAUCUCUUAAAAUAAGUAUGAGUGAUCAACCAUCAUCUGUUAUAAAUGAAAAAAUAAAAGAAUUUGAGGAACAAGAAAAACAUCGUAUUAAAAAACAACUUCAUGAAUAUAAACAACGUUGUCAUCGUCGUUAUGCUCAAAUGGUUACUAAAAAUCGUGGAAUUAUGAAAGAACUUGAAGAAAUACAAGAUAGUAAACGUGUCAUGUUAAAAGAAAAUGAAAUUACAAAAGAAAAAGAUUAUGAUAAUACUUUUACACAUGCUCUUACAACAUUUCGUGAAUCUCUUCCUCAAAGAAAAAUGCAAAUGGAAACAGAAUUUCUAGAGGAACUUCGUACUGCUGAAGGAUUUUAUGGAACAUUUUUAACAGGAAUGGAUUUACAAAAACGAGGUUAA